Messenger RNA from Indicator indicator, 1824 nucleotides. It is a transcript of the gene FSIP1, whose product is annotated as fibrous sheath interacting protein 1. The record is from RefSeq and is a predicted model, not a curated record. NCBI's taxonomy places the organism in Eukaryota, Metazoa, Chordata, Aves, Piciformes, Indicatoridae.
AUGGAUAUUACAAGAGGGAGCUUGGAUCAAAUGCCAAGGCCUGCAUCUAGCUCAGAAGCUUAUCUUAGCUGCAGAUCUUUAACUACUGUGGAGUUAUUAACGCCAGAGCUGUGCUCACCAAAGUUUGCUUCACCUGCCAGCUUGGCUGGGGGUCACCAGAGGGGCGGUUUGGAAGGCUGCUGUCCACAAGGAAGCAAAGGGUGUAUUUCCAAUUCAGAUUCUGGACCUGAUAACACUGAAGCACAGACAUCCAAACUGUGUGAUCCUCCCCAAGGAGAACUGAGCAAUGCAGAAGCAGCAAACUCUUCCAGCCUGGAAUAUUCUAAAGACACAGACGUAGAUCCUCAGAUUCAAGCAGCUAUAAGGAAAAUGAAUAAACUUGACACAAUACUGGCAAAAAAACAUUUGAAGGAGAGAGCAAUUAAAACCCAAGGCGAAGAGAUGAGGGCAAAGCUCUGGGAAGAACUUCAGUCCCUUGGAAUCACUGGAGGCCAUGAGGAGAUGGAGAACACACAACUGUUCUUAGCUUUGAGCUCAUCGUGGCAGGAUACAGCUGAGGCCUCCCAUGCUGAAGAAGAUGAAAAGUGUACUUCAGUAUACCCAGGGGAUGAUGACAACCAUAAGCAUAACCAAGGGCUCUCCCUGAAUCAGAACAGGAAUGAUCAUCAUUUAGCAGCUCUUCUUCCUCAAACUUCAGGUCACCCAGGUGAAUUGGAAACAAAUGAAUUCAUUCAGGAAGCAGAAAAAGCACAUAGUAAAAGUAAAAUCAAUCAGGACUUCAUCAAAAAGAACAUUGAGCUAGCAAAGGAUUCAGGAAACCAGGUUGUUCUGCUGGAGGAUGAAAGGAAAAGGCUAACCGAACUAUUGAGAGAUACAGAAGAGGGCACUGAACUACCCAGUCUUGAGGAGAAUGUCUGUGGCUGGCUGGCACCAGGAGAAGGGUACACACCUGACCCAAUGGAAUUUCAUCAGCUGAAGGAGAUAGAGAGGAAGCUGCAAGUACUGCUGUCGGGUGGGGUUCCACCUGGCCUUUUUCCCAGCCACGUUUAUCAGGAGUCGUUGGCUUAUGCAAAGAGAAGCCUAGAAGCAGCUCCAGGUGAAAAGGUUCUGCGAGACAAUAAGGAACAACGUGACCAGCAAAAUCGUCUGAAAGAAAUAGAUCUGCAGCUGAAAUCCCUGGAGAGGAAUCCCAGCUCAAACAAACGGGGCCUCUCUGAAGAGCAGCUUAAGACCCUUCUGGAGGAAUGUAUGCAGCCUGGGAGAACAAUGAGCAACGUUACCAUGCCAAAGUCUCAGGAAUCUCUUUCUCUUGGAUUAAGUCCCCCUUGUCACACAAGUCAUACACAUCACUCCACAUCUACUCUUUCCAAAACGUUCCUUUAAGACCAUAUUGUAGGGAUGUUAAUGGCUCAGGAAGAGGCUGGACUUGAAGACAAAAGCUCAUGUGUUAAUGCAGAAAGUGAAACCCCUGGCUGCUGUAGCAGCAAAGCACUGCCUGAUAGGCAUUUACCAAGGGCUUCACUGGCCCAAAGAGGGUAACCCGAUGACUCAGAAGGUUUACAGAAGGUGGGCCAUAAAAGCAUUGCUGAAGGUUACUUUAUGUCAAGGGCACUCGACAGAAAAAGGUCGGGGAAACCUCCUUUCUUGGGUGCAUUGUAGUGCAUCAGCAGGAACAAUGAGGCCUCCACAGAGGCUGACAUUCUCAGCAUACCACUGCAGACCGAGGGAGGUGAGACUCCUAACAGCCCUUUAGAAUAGGCUUUUGGCUGGAGUGAGAAAACCCAGGCCAGGUCUCACCAAAGGCAUGCACCAGCACUGCCCUGA